Molecule: messenger RNA, 2906 nt
Organism: Aquila chrysaetos chrysaetos
Lineage: Eukaryota; Metazoa; Chordata; Aves; Accipitriformes; Accipitridae
Gene: ELN
Product: elastin
Exons: 33
Coding region: 212-2308 (698 amino acids)
Molecular function (GO): extracellular matrix structural constituent
Source: RefSeq, a predicted model, not a curated record
AGCCAGCCCAAUCGGCUGGAGAGUCUUGUGUGUGUUUGCCCUUUCCUCAUGACGUAGUGUCCUGUGCCUCUCUCCCCCCUUCUCCCUCUCCUUUUCCCCUCCCUCCUUCCAACUCCCCCUCCCCUUCCCCUCGCAUCCUUGGAAGCAACAAUUAAGCAGCUCUGGGAUAAAACACACUGCCUGCGGGAGCACGGGGGCAUUGCUUCAAGAGAUGGCAAGGCGGGCAGCUGCACCCCUCCUUCCCGGAGUCCUCCUCCUCUUCUCCAUCCUCCCGGCUUCUCAGCAAGGAGGGGUCCCUGGUGCUAUCCCAGGAGGGGGAGUUCCAGGAGCAGGCUUUUUCCCAGGUGCUGGGGUUGGAGGUUUGGGAGCAGGACUCGGGGCUGGAGCAAAACCUCUCAAACCAGGGGUCGGAGGCCUCGGGGGACUCGGCCCACUUGGCCUGCAGCCAGGUGCUGCAGGUCUCUUCCCUGGAGGCGCCUACCCCGGGGGUGUCUUCCCAGGUGCUCCCUCUGCCGCUGCGCUCAAGGCUGCUGCAAAAGCUGGUGCGGUGGUACCGGGCGGGGUGCAGCCCGGGGUUGGUGCGGCAGGGAAACCCCCCAAAGUACCAGGCGCUGGGAUUCCUGGAGUUUUCCCGGGUGGCGUGCUUCCUGGCGCAGGUGUCCGCUUCCCUGGCGUAGGGGUGCUACCCGGAGUACCCACUGGUGCUGGAGUCAAGCCGAAAGGUCCAGGAGCAGGAGCCUUCGCAGGAAUCCCUGGACUGGGAGGUUUUGGAGGUCAGCAGCCCGGUGUCCCUCUGGGGUAUCCCAUCAAAGCUCCUAAGCUCCCAGGUGGCUAUGGAUUGCCCUACAGCACUGGUAAGCUGCCCUACGGCUUCGGGCCCGGCGGGAUAGGAGCCGGCAUCGGGGCAGGAGGAAAGGCAGGGUACCCCACUGGGACAGGAGUUGGAGCACAGGCGGCAGCAGCGAAAGCAGCAGCAAAAUAUGGAGCCGGUGUCCUGCCCGGGGCUGGUGUCAUCCCGGGAGUUGGCGGAGUCGUACCUGGCGUUGGCGUUGUCCCAGGAGUCGGAGUUGGAGGGCCAGCAGCAGCGGCGGCAGCGGCAAAGGCAGCGGCGAAGGCAGGAGCUUUUGGUCCAGGCCUCGUGCCCGGGGUUGGCGGCGUCCCAGGCCUCGUGCCCGGCGUUGGUGUUGUCCCCGGCUUGGUGCCUGGUGUUGGAGGUGUCCCCGGGGUGGCAGGAGUUGCGACACCAGCAGCAGCAGCGGCAGCAGCAAAGGCAGCUAAGUACGGAGCUGGCAUCGGCGUUCCUGGCAUUGGUGGUGUCCCCGGUGUCCCCGGUGUCCCUGGUGUCCCCGGUGUCCCCGGUGUGCCUGGUGUGGCUGGAGUUCCUGGCGUGGUGCCCGGUGUUGGAGUGGGUGGCCCAGAAGCCGCGGCAGCCGCGGCAAAGGCUGCAGCGAAAGCCGCAGCGUAUGGAGCAGGGCGUGUGCCCGGUGUCGGCGUGCCCGGCGUGGGUGUGCCUGGAGUUGGUGUGCCUGGAGUUGGUGUGCCUGGUGUCGGAGUGCCCGGUCUGGUGCCCGGUGGGGUCGGAGGCAUACCAGGAGUUGGAGGUCCAGCAGCUGCCGCUGCUGCCAAAGCAGCCGCCAAAGCAGCAAAGUACGGAGCAGGUGGCCUGGCUCCUGGCGUGGGUGGCCUGGCUCCUGGUGUAGGUGCCCUGGCUCCUGGAGUGGGUGGCCUGGCCCCUGGCAUUGGAGGUGUCCCAGGGGUCGGAGGUCCGGCUGCAGCAGCAAAAGCAGCAGCAAAGGCAGCCAAAUUCGGUGCUGGGGUUGGAGGGGUGCCAGGUGGGGUGCCCGGUGUCGCUGGAGUGCCGGGAGUGACGCCCGGCAUUGGCGUUGUGCCCGGGUUGGUGCCGGGCGUGGGGGUACCUGGUACUGGUAUCCUUCCCGGGGCAGGCAUCCCCCAAGUAGGGGUGCAGCCUGGUGCUAAACCGCCCAAAUUCGGUGUUCCGGGGGCUGGAGUCCCAGGGGUCGGCGGCAUCCCAGGUGGCCUCGGAGUCGGUGGCCUCGGAGUCGGUGGCCUUGGAGUUGGUGGGCUUGGUGCUGGGAUCUUGUAUCCAGGAGCUGUUGGGAAACCUCCCAAGCCAGGGGCUGGAGUUCCCGGCUUUGGCGUGUCACCGAUAUUUCCAGGUGGAGUCGCCGGCCAGCUGGGAUUUGGUGCGAAGCCCCCCAAGACCUUCGGAGGAGCCCUCGGUGCCCUGGGCUUUAGAGGCGGCGUGGGCUGCGCACAAGGGAAGUACUGCGGGAGGAAGCGGAAGUAACCACUCGCUGUCAUCGAUGACCUCAUAAACUUUGGUGCUACUGCAUGGUCCAGAAUGUAAAUCCCAAGCAAAGCUGAGACACCCCCCCCCCAAACGCUGGAUUUCCCCCCCCCCCCAUCCCAGGGGCCAUCCCCGGCCCCAUGUUCCCAGGAGGGACCCCACACCUCCGGCAGUGCCUGUCCCCCCACCAGCCCCUCCAUCCUGGCAGGGAGCACGGAAUAAACUGCGGGGAGCAGCCAUCCCCCUUGGUGCUAUCGCUCCUUGCAGGAUUUGGGGGGGGGUGUCUUGGGGUGUCACACCCCCCCCAGCCCCAGAGCUGACCCCGUGGGGGGGGGGCAGGAUGAGGGGCACCCCACAUUGGAGGGAGGGAGGAAGGGAGGGUGGGAAGGGGGUCUCGGCAGCAGGGGGCUGCGCAGGGAGGGAUGUCCUCGGCGGCCUGGGCCCCCUCACCAGUCCCCGUGCUCCCCCCAGCCCGGGGGGACUGUGGGCAGGAGGGCCUCAGUCCCUUCAUGUUACUCACUUUGCUAUAACUGGGUGGGAUGCCCUAUAGAGAGGGACUCGCUUCCGACAGACUAAUAAAGGACAAGUUUUUAAAGGA